AUGUCCAACAACACGUUCAGAACAGUCUGCUGUUUCGUGGUUCACAAGCGUUGCCAUGAGUUCGUCACUUUCUCCUGUCCAGGCGCUGAUAAAGGACCGGCCUCAGAUGAUCCGAGGGCAAAGCACAAGUUUAAGAUCCAUACCUACUCCAGCCCCACCUUCUGUGACCACUGUGGCUCUUUACUGUACGGCCUCAUACACCAGGGCAUGAGAUGUGACCACUGUAUGAUGAACAUCCACAAGCGUUGUGUGGCCAACGUGCCGAGCCUGUGUGGGACAGAUCACACGGAGAGAAGGGGUCGCCUCCAGAUCAGCGCUGAUGUCAAGACUAAUGUUCUCACUGUCACCAUUAAAGAGGGGAGGAAUCUUGUUCCCAUGGACCCCAACGGUCUGUCGGACCCCUACGUGAAGCUUAAACUGAUCCCAGAUCCCCGCAGCGAGAGCAAACAGAAGACCAAGACCAUAAAGUGCUGCCUCAACCCGACAUGGAACGAAACUUUCAAAUUCCACCUGAAGGAGUACGAUAAGGACCGCCGCCUGUCCGUGGAGGUGUGGGACUGGGACCUGACCAGCCGCAAUGACUUCAUGGGAUCGUUGUCCUUCGGCAUCUCAGAGCUCCAGAAACAAGGGGUGGACGGCUGGUUUAAGCUGCUCUCUCAGGAAGAAGGCGAGUACUUCAAUGUCCCCGUCGCUCCAGAAGGGGAGGAGGGCAACGAGGAGCUACGGCAGAAAUUCGAGAGGGCUAAAAUCGCAGUGGGCAAGAACACAGAAGGCAAGUCGGCCAAUGCUGCUUCCCGGUUUGACUCCAAUGGCAACCAGGAUCGCAUUCGACUGUCUGAUUUCAACUUCCUGAUGGUGCUGGGAAAGGGCAGCUUCGGCAAGGUGAUGCUGGCAGAGCGUAAAGGGACGGAGGAGCUGUACGCCAUAAAGGUCCUGAAGAAAGACGUGGUGAUCCAGGACGAUGACGUAGAGUGCACCAUGGUGGAGAAGAGAGUGUUAGCUUUGGCUGGAAAGCCCCCGUUCUUAACACAGCUGCACUCCACCUUUCAGACGAUGGACCGCUUGUAUUUUGUGAUGGAGUACAUUAACGGUGGGGAUCUCAUGUAUCAGAUCCAGCAGGUUGGAAAGUUUAAAGAGCCCCACGCUGUAUUCUAUGCUGCUGAGAUAGCCAUUGGUCUGUUUUUCCUGCAUCAAAAGGGCAUCAUCUACAGGGACCUGAAGCUGGACAAUGUAAUGCUGGACUGUGAAGGUCACAUUAAGAUAGCAGACUUUGGAAUGUGUAAAGAAAAUAUGAACGAUGGAAUCACCACCAAGACCUUCUGUGGCACGCCAGAUUACAUCGCUCCCGAGAUCAUAGCCUACCAACCUUAUGGGAAGUCUGUGGACUGGUGGGCCUUUGGAGUGCUGCUCUAUGAGAUGUUGGCUGGACAGCCUCCAUUUGAUGGUGAGGACGAGGAUGAGCUGUUUCAGUCCAUCAUGGAGCAUCAUGUCUCCUAUCCAAAGUCGAUGUCCAAAGAGGCUGUCGCUAUCUGUAAAGGACUGAUGACGAAGCAUCCAGCGAAACGGCUGGGCUGCGCUCCAGAGGGGGAGCGGGACAUCCGGGACCACAGCUUCUUCCGCUACAUGGACUGGGAGAAACUGGAGAACAAGGAGGUGCAGCCGCCUUUCAAACCCAGAGCUUGCGGACGGGAGGCCGAGAACUUUGACCGUUUUUUCACGCGCCACCCGCCAGUGCUGACCCCCCCAGAUGAGGAAGUGAUUCAGAACUUGGACCAAGACGAGUUCCAGGGAUUCUCCUUUAUCAACCCAGAGUUCCCGGGAAGCGUUCCCGCCGCUGCCGCAGAGCAGGCUUGA
Molecule: messenger RNA, 1854 nt
Organism: Menidia menidia (Atlantic silverside)
Lineage: Eukaryota; Metazoa; Chordata; Actinopteri; Atheriniformes; Atherinopsidae
Source: the annotation of a GenBank genome assembly